This is a messenger RNA of Schizophyllum commune H4-8, 2104 nucleotides long. Its product is annotated as cytochrome P450. The transcript has 12 exons. The record is from RefSeq and is a predicted model, not a curated record. Gene Ontology annotation, molecular function: heme binding; iron ion binding; monooxygenase activity. The coding region runs from base 37 to 1698 and encodes 553 amino acids. NCBI's taxonomy places the organism in Eukaryota, Fungi, Basidiomycota, Agaricomycetes, Agaricales, Schizophyllaceae.
CCCGAGUUUCCUUGCCCCCUUUCGUGAACGCGCAAUAUGUCGACUAUGGUGGACACACUGCCGAAUAUUCCAUUCGUGCCGUCGCUAACUCCCACCUCGCUUGCAGUCGCGGCCUUGACUCUAGCUGCAUCCUACAGAAUUUUUCGCAUCGCCUCGCGCGAACACGGACUGCCGCCUGGCCCACCCACAAGCCCGUUAUUCGGGAACGCCCUGCAAGUCCCUACGAAGGGAACGUACUUGCAGUUCACGAAAUGGGCGAGGGAGUAUGGCGAAAUCUACUCGAUCAAGAUGGGAUCUGGCACGGCCAUCAUCCUCUCUGGACCAGCCGUCCUGAAGGAGCUCCUAGACAAGCAGAGCGCUUAUACCUCAGACCGACCGGAGUUCUCCCUCUUCGAUGUGAGUAUGAGUGUAAUCUAUGAAGCACCUCAUUUUAAUCCUUACGAGAAGUGGCGCAAACUCCGCAAGGCCUCCCAAAUGCUCCUCGCGCCCUCCGUUGUCAAGACAUACCAGCCUCUCCAAGAGGGCGAAUCAACACAGCUCGCGUUCGACUUAUUAGAAUCACCGGAGCGCUUCUUCGACCACAUAUCCCGCUACGGCAACUCCCUCGUCCUCGCCAUCCUCUACGGCCGGCGCUCCCCACGCAUCGAAACCCCCACCGCCCUCGCCAUUGUCGAGAUCCUCAACCACUGGGUCACGUACCUCGAACCCGGCGCCACCCCGCCCGUCGACGUCUUCCCCAUCUUCAAGUGGAUUCCGGAGUGGAUGGCCCCCUGGGUGGUCCGCGCGCGCAAGAUUCGCGAUAUGCGGGCGGCGCUGUACCUCGGCCUGUUCGACGACUGCCGCGCGCGCGUGGAGGCGGGCGAGGACAAAUUCUUCAUGGGCGACGUGAUUAGGGACCAAGCGGGCCACGGCCUGACGAGGGAGCAGAUGAGCGAACUCGCCGGGGCCAUCUACGAGGCCGGUUCGGAGACCACGAGCUCGACCCUGCAGACCAUGGUCCUCCUGUUUGCUGCGUUCCCGGAGGUGCAGGCGCGGUUACAGCAGGAGAUCGACACCGUCGUCGGCGAGGGUCGCCUCCCAGAGGCGAAGGACGCGGAACAUCUGCCAUACCUCAACGCCGUCAUCCAGGAGACCCACCGCUUCCACACUGUGACGCCCCUUGCCAUUCCCCAUCGCGCGACGAAGGACCUGCAUUACAAAGGAUACCUCAUCCCGGAGGGAGCGACGAUAUUCGGCAACAUCUAUGGCCUAUUCCACGACCCAGACCUCUUCGAAAACCCAUAUACCUUCAACCCCGACCGCUACAUGCUCACUGAACACGGCACGAAGCCAGGCGUCGACGACAGCGCCUUCAGGAACACCCUCAUCUUUGGAUUCGGUCGCCGCAUCUGCCCCGGCAUGCACCUUGCGAAUGUAUCAGUGGCGCUAGCUGCCAUGAAGCUGCUCUGGACCUUCGAAUUCCGCCCGCUAACAGAUCCUGAGACGGGCAAGCCCAUUCAGCUCGACACCAUGAAGAAGCGCGAUGGCAUCGCCGCAGGCCCGCCUCUCUUUAAGUGCGAUAUCCGGUGCCGGAGCUCCGCGAGGGCAGAGCUACUCCGGCAUGCGUUCAAGGUCGACGCUGCGAGCGCGCUCGCAGGGUACGAGUACAACUUGAGCGAAGGCGAUCGGGAGUGGUUGAGCAGUGUCAGGUCGGGGUGAACGUUUUUGGCAUAAGCCUCAAGAGCUGGUGCGCAAGAUCGGUCGUCGAGUGCGUCAAUCAUUGAAGCUGACUUAACUGUGUUGGAAAAAAGGGCGAGUAAACCUUUGAUACAUCUUCGUUACGUCGUCAACAACCCUGUGCUACUGCUACACUUGAAUGUUUGUUCUCUCCUCGCCUACAGCUGCAACUGCUUCGGCACGAUCUCGAUCCAGUAGCUGUAAACAGGACGUCAGUAACCAUCUUCUUUCAACAUCUCCCUUCUCGCCACCCCUCCCUCCUCGCUGCCGCCUUCUCACCACCACUCAACACUGGACUGGACUGGACUGAAUUACAGAAAACCCACUCACCCAUCCGGAUCCAAAAUAAACGCAAUAUGCCGCAUCUUCCCAUCCUGGGGCCGCUUCU